CCAUAAAAAAGUCCCAGUAAGAAGCAGAAGGGCUGCAUUUCUGUAUUCCUUCCCCAGGCUCUUCGGAGUGUGUUUGCUGAGCUUUCUCUUCCCUGGUAGUUAAUUAUUUUCAAGCUUAAUACACCCCUUUUUAUCUACAAGAGAUCUCAGGGCACUCAUCACUAGCUCCUUGCCUCUGCUAGCUGAAGCUUCUGGUACUUAAGCAGUGUGCCCUCUUUUCCAUAAGCUCAAGGACCCAGGAGGGCUAGUUCCCUUCACAUCCAUUGUCACGCCUUUUGCUGGGCUGCCCUGCCGAAAAUCUCCAAAGGCAGUGGGUGCAUGCAGUCUUCCUGUGGGCCCCUCGCUUUGUUUUCCUCUUGCUAAUUUGUUCUUCCUGGAAAACUCAUUUGCUCAUCUUCCACUUACUCUCCCGUGCCGGGUCUUCCCUGGAGAUGUUUUGUGGAAGGCAAAUGAGCCAAGUCUGAAGAACCAUUUUGAGGCAGCAGCUGAAUUGGCUAGAAAAUGGCAGUUAACGUGUAUUCCACUUCAGUGACAAGUGAUAACUUGAGUCGACAUGACAUGCUUGCCUGGAUCAACGAGUCCUUACAGUUGAACCUGACAAAGAUAGAGCAGCUUUGCUCAGGUGCUGCUUAUUGCCAGUUCAUGGACAUGCUCUUCCCUGGUUCCGUAACACUCAAGAAAGUGAAAUUCCAGGCAAAAUUGGAACAUGAAUACAUUCAGAACUUCAAGGUGCUACAAGCAGGUUUUAAGCGAAUGGGUGUUGACAAAAUAAUUCCUGUGGACAAAUUAGUGAAAGGAAAAUUCCAGGAUAAUUUUGAAUUCGUUCAGUGGUUCAAAAAAUUCUUUGACGCAAACUACGACGGGAAAGACUACGACCCUGUGGCAGCGCGGCAGGGUCAGGAGACAGCGCCAGCUCCCGCUCUUGUUGUUCCGCUGCUGAAUAAGCCUAAGAAGAACCUUGGUUCUGGUGGCACAGCUCCGGUGAGGCCCAUGGUCGCACAGAGAACGGUGGCGAAUAAAACUGGGCCCGGCAUGGUUAAAAAGGCUCCCGCGGGGAUCGGGGAAGACGAGUCUGCUGAACUGAUCCAGCAGAUCAACGUAUUAAAGAUGACUGUCGAAGAUUUGGAAAAGGAAAGAGACUUCUACUUUGGGAAACUGAGAAACAUUGAGCUGAUUUGCCAGGAGAACGAAGGGGAAAGCGACCCGGUUCUGCAAAGGAUUGUGGAGAUCCUUUACGCAACGGAUGAAGGCUUUGUCAUACCAGAUGAAGGAGCACCACCGGAGGAGCAGGAGGAGUAUUAACGGUCCAUCAACUGUACCAGCAGAGCAGCAGCGUCAGAAUUCAGAAAUCAGAAUUCUUUGCCCCAAUCAUGUGCUUAUCUGUAAAAUACUCCAUUUUAUUCCUAGAGGACUCACUGGUUUCUUUUCCUAAGUAAAACAGUACCUCUUCAAGUGCA
Varanus komodoensis (Komodo dragon) is the source of this 1457-nucleotide messenger RNA. RefSeq names its product microtubule associated protein RP/EB family member 1 (gene MAPRE1). The record is from RefSeq and is a predicted model, not a curated record. Gene Ontology annotation, biological process: protein localization to microtubule plus-end; regulation of microtubule polymerization or depolymerization; spindle assembly. The transcript has 7 exons. Bases 502 to 1302 code for a protein of 266 amino acids. Gene Ontology annotation, cellular component: spindle midzone; microtubule plus-end; microtubule organizing center. Gene Ontology annotation, molecular function: microtubule plus-end binding. Lineage: Eukaryota; Metazoa; Chordata; Lepidosauria; Squamata; Varanidae.